AUGUCCACCUCUCAUUGUCGAUUUUAUGAGAAUAAAUACCCAGAAGUUGAUGACAUUGUUAUGGUCAAUGUUCAGCAAAUCGCUGAAAUGGGUGCCUAUGUUAAGUUACUAGAAUAUGACAAUAUUGAGGGUAUGAUUCUAUUAAGUGAAUUGUCCCGUAGACGUAUAAGGUCGAUCCAAAAGUUAAUUCGUGUUGGUAAGAAUGAUGUUGUUGUUGUAUUAAGAGUUGAUAAGGAGAAAGGGUACAUUGAUUUGUCAAAACGUAGAGUUUCUUCCGAAGAUAUCAUUAAAUGUGAAGAAAAAUACCAAAAAUCAAAGAGUGUCCAUUCCAUUUUAAGAUUCUGUUCUGAAAAAUUCCAAAUUCCAUUAGAAGAUUUAUAUAAGACUAUUGCCUGGCCAUUAAGUCGAAAGUAUGGUCAUGCUUAUGAAGCUUUUAAGAUGUCUAUCAUUGAUGAAACUAUCUGGGAUGGAAUCGAGCCUCCAUCUAAAGAAAUUUUUGAUGAACUAAAAGAAUACAUUGCAAAGAGGUUAACACCACAAGCUGUUAAAAUUAGAGCUGAUGUUGAAGUUUCUUGUUUUGGUUAUGAAGGUAUUGAUGCGAUUAAGGAAGCUUUAAAGGCUGCCGAAGCCAUGUCUACUGAACAAAUGCAAAUUAAAGUUAAAUUGGUUGCCGCUCCGUUAUACGUUGUUAGCACACAAGCAUUAGAUAAACAAAAGGGUAUCGAGUUAUUAGAACAAGCUAUUGAGAAGAUCAAUGGCGUGAUUGCUAGUUACGAUGGUGUAUGCAACAUUACUAUGGCUCCAAAGUCUGUCACUGCUACUGAAGAUGCUGAAUUACAAGCUCUAUUAGACAGUAAGGAAUUAGACAACAGAUCUGACUCAGAGGAAGAAGAUGACGAUUCUGAUUAUUAA
Molecule: messenger RNA, 912 nt
Organism: Tetrapisispora phaffii CBS 4417
Lineage: Eukaryota; Fungi; Ascomycota; Saccharomycetes; Saccharomycetales; Saccharomycetaceae
Exons: 1
Coding region: 1-912 (303 amino acids)
Cellular component (GO): eukaryotic translation initiation factor 2 complex; multi-eIF complex; eukaryotic 48S preinitiation complex
Molecular function (GO): translation initiation factor activity; ribosome binding; RNA binding
Source: RefSeq, a predicted model, not a curated record